GGGGCCGCGUAGGGCCCACUGGCCAGGGAGGGCGCCGCGCGGAGGCGCGGGGCGUGUCUCCUGUCAAAAGCCAUGCUCGGCAGGUCUGGGUACCGGGCGCUGCCCCUGGGUGAUUUUGACCGCUUCCAGCAGUCGAGCUUCGGCUUUCUGGGCUCGCAGAAGGGCUGCUUGUCCCCGGAGCGGGGCGGCGUGGGGACAGGGGCCGAUGUACCCCAGAGCUGGCCCUCCUGCCUCUGUCAUGGCCUCAUCAGUUUCCUGGGGUUCUUGCUGCUGUUGGUCACCUUCCCCAUUUCUGGCUGGUUUGCCCUGAAGAUUGUGCCCACCUACGAGCGGAUGAUUGUGUUCCGCCUGGGCCGGAUCCGCACCCCCCAGGGACCUGGCAUGGUUCUGCUCUUGCCCUUCAUUGACUCCUUUCAGAGGGUGGAUCUGAGGACACGAGCCUUCAACGUCCCUCCCUGCAAGGUGAGGGGCUUCUCAGCUGCCUUGACAGAGGAACUGGGGGCCUGUCCAGAAUGUACUGUGGUGCCAGGACCUCAGCCUGUGAGUCACCAUCUGAGGGGGGAAGGGGGAAGAAGAGACCAGAAAAUUGAUGGAAGCUAGGAGGACAUCCUUGCUUCAUACACCUAACCCUACAUACUUGGUGACACCAUUUGCCCUUGAGGAGCUAGCUGCCAAGCAGGUGGUUCAAGCUGGGUGGCCCCAGUGGGCCUGACCUCCCUGCACCCCCAGCCCCUUGAGUGUCUCUCUCUCAUGGCCUCCCCCAACAGCUGGCCUCUAAGGACGGGGCUGUGCUGUCCGUGGGAGCCGAUGUCCAGUUUCGCAUCUGGGACCCGGUGCUGUCGGUGAUGACUGUGAAAGACCUGAACACAGCCACACGCAUGACAGCCCAGAACGCCAUGACCAAGGCCCUGCUCAAGAGGCCGCUGCGGGAGAUCCAGAUGGAGAAGCUCAAGAUCAGCGACCAGCUUCUGCUGGAGAUCAACGAUGUGACCAGGGCCUGGGGGCUGGAGGUAGACCGCGUGGAGCUGGCAGUGGAGGCCGUGCUCCAGCCGCCCCAGGACAGCCCAGCUGGGCCCAACCUGGACAGCACCCUCCAGCAGCUGGCCCUGCACUUCCUGGGAGGAAGCAUGAACUCAAUGGCAGGAGGUGCCCCGUCCCCGGGGCCAGCAGACACCGUGGAGAUGGUGAGUGAAGUUGAGCCACCUGCCCCUCAAGUUGGUGCCAGGUCCAGUCCGAAGCAGCCUCUGGCGGAGGGGCUACUGACUGCUCUACAGCCCUUCCUGUCUGAGGCCCUGGUCAGCCAAGUCGGGGCCUGCUACCAGUUCAAUGUCGUCCUGCCCAGCGGCACCCAAAGCGCCUACUUCCUGGACCUCACUACAGGACGAGGAAGAGUGGGACACGGGGUGCCUGAUGGCAUCCCUGAUGUGGUGGUGGAGAUGGCCGAGGCAGACCUGCGGGCCCUGCUAUGCAGAGAGCUGCGGCCCCUGGGGGCCUACAUGAGUGGACGGCUGAAGGUGAAGGGCGACCUGGCUAUGGCCAUGAAGCUGGAGGCUGUCCUCAGGGCCUUGAAGUAGCAGCCUUGGCUGACUUUCCAGAGCCCAGUCCCAAGCCUGGCACCAAGCCUGAGGGGCCUCUUGGAGGAGGAGGUGUUCAUCUGCACCACAGAGAGUUGAGGCCCUAACAAAUUUCAGGCCCAGCCAAGAGCCCAUGAAUGGAGGCUGCAGGAGGCUGAGUCCGGCUGCCAUGCACGUCUCCCCUACAGUGGUUCUCUGGACAAGGCUUUGUCCAUCCCGGUCCCCAGCUGAGUGCCCAGCGCUGAGCUGGGUGCACGGUGUGAUUCCAGGAGGAGAGCCAGGCCUGCCCUGCCCUGCUGGCUUCCUGACUGGAGAGACAGGACCCACAGAAACAGCCUGACAGCAGCUGGUUUGGUCCUUGUGUGAGGGACCAAGCAUGUGGCCCAGGCUCUAAGCUCUGCGGGGAUUGGAGAGGGAUGGGGAGGGAAGGGAAGGCAGCUCCAAGAAGAGGUCCCUGUGGCGAAGUUACCUGGGGAUCCUGGCUGGCCCACCUUCCUGGCUGCAGUCCAGGCCCGUGCUGGCGGGAUUGGGCAUGGGAAGGAGCAGGGCCUGCUGCUUCCCUGGCGCUGCUCCCAAAGAUUUCUGACUCAUCUGCCAGCUCUGUCCUGCAUGCCUGGCGAGCUGGGGCCCAGGGCAGCAUGAAGGAGAGCCCUGCGUUCUGUGCUUCUUACCAGAGGUUUGCAAGCCUCAGACAAAUAAAUGUGGUGUUUACAAUGUAUAAAAGAGAAGAAGCCAAGCGGGGCUCCUGGGGGCAUGGGGUGGGCUAGGAGGGUCCACAAGGUCCAUGCUGCCAGCCCAGGCAGGGAUUGACAUCCUGGUGGCUGACACAGACAGACCCUCACAAUAUUUGAAGCUCCUUCUCCUGAGUGUCUCAAAGCCCCUGGAAGCAAGGGUGGGGCUGGGUGGGGAGUUCUGUUCCUCUUUGUAGUGGGAUACAGGUUCACCAGGAAAGGAAGGCAUGAGUGUGCCAGAGUGUCCUGCAAACACUGAGGGGCAGGUGGGGUGGUCAUAUCCCAUUCAAGAGAGGAGUUGGGGCCACCGUCAGCUUCCCCUCCUGGUACACUCUGUCACUGCUUCUCCGCUCGCUGACGGGAAGGAAACAGUCAUUGAGGUCUGGCCCCAGGCCCAGCCCAGCCCUGCUUUCUGCUCCAGUACUCUCGCCCAAACCCCAGGGGCCCCAGAGAAGGGGGCCUCUGACUUCUUGAGUCCUAAGAAAGGAAUCUUACUCCUUGGAGAGACUUCUGGGAAAAACAAAACCACAAAAAUCAAAGCCUCCCCUUAAGAACAGCCCCCAGCCUGUCCUGUGGCACCGCAACUUCCCUCUCCCCCAAGGGGUCUCUGCCCUUCCUGGGUGCCUGGCUCUGUCUUGUUUGCUGUCUGUCCCUGCCUUUGCCAGACACUGCCUUGUCCCGCCUCCUGGAGGUCCUCCACAUUGCCUGAGGCACCUCCCUAAAGCCCAGCACAGACCCCUCUGUCACUGCCAUGGCCAUUGAGGUUCAGGUUUCCAGGGCCCCUUCCUAGAGUCCCAGGCUGCUGCACCUGCUGUUGCCCCUUUGCCUACUUGGAGGCCUCUCAUGGGCCCUCCCAGGGCUUUCUAGCUGAGGCUGUCUGUUCCAAAGCCUGCCCUCCAAUCCCCGCAGCCACACUGUGGCCACCCUUUGAGGCCCAGUGAGACUUGUCCUCUGUGCCCUUGCCUGGCUCUCUGCACCCAUUCCACAUUGUGUGUUUCUGCUCCUUGCAUAUAUGGCUGCCCUCCCUGCUGGACUGGGAGCUUCCUGCAUCAGCAUUCACCUGUGGAUUCCUUCCAUUGCUAUUACACAGUAUAUGAAGGGCUGCCCAGGAAACCCCAGGCAUCUUCACCAUGAAAGCUGGCACGGCCCCUUGGCUGGGGUAGGGCUGGAGGGUAGGGAAGACAGGAAAAAUGAGAUCACAACUUAGGGGAAACCCAAACUCUUCUUUGUGAGCAUGGGAAGAUCAACAUAACGUUUAGGGGAAACCGAAACUUUUCUGGAUGUCUGUGUAGGUGGAGAGUAAGGCCUGCCCCUGCCAUGAAUCCCCACCCUGUGGAGGGGAGCUCGAUCCUUGGCCAGCACUCCAGGACUACAGAGGACUGAGCAGACCCUGCAGUCCACAGGGGAGGAAGGACAAGGGCCACCUAAAGGGUCGGUGUGAAGAGGGAGGAGGAGGGUGUGUGUCAAUCAGAGAAGGCUUUCCUGAGGAGGUGAUGUCCUCCACAUCCCAGCUACCAAGUAGGUGGACAAUAAGAAGAGAUGGGGAAAAUCAUUCAGCAGAGGAGAAGUCCCUGCAAGGGCACAGCUGGAAGAGGCAGUCAGGCAACUGGGCUUCGGGGAACUAGAACCUGAAGUACCAGACAGGUUGUGUGCGGGCAUUUGAGGGGCAGGGUAUAGAAAUAGUAACCAUUACUGUGUGCCAAAUAUGUCCUUAUACCGGACUAGACACUUCUUAUUAUAUUUUUCUUCAAGAUAACCUGGUGAAUAAUGAUAAUAGUUUAAGUAUCCUAGUUAAUAUAUUAAUAUAUAAUGUGUUAUUUUGAUGUUAUUGAAAAGUAUUUUAUUUUUUUUUGAAACAAGAGUCUUACUCUGUUGCCCAUGUUAGAGUACAGUACAAUCUCAGCUCACUGCAACCUCUACCUCCCGGAUUCAAGUGAUUCUCCUGCCUCAGACACCUGAGUAGCCAGGAUUAUAGGCGCAUACCACCACACCUGGUUAAUUUUUGUAUUUUUAGUAGAGAUGGGAUUUCACCAUGUUGACCAGGCUGGUCUCGAACUCCUGACCUCAAGUGAUCUGCCUGCCUAGGCCUCCCAAAGUGCUGGGAUUAUAGGUGUGAGCCACCGCACCUGGCCUUAUUUUUAAGCAUUUAAAAAAAAUUUUUUAGACCGUCUUGCUCUAUCACCCAGGCUGGAGUGCAGUGGCAUGAUCAUAGCUCACUGUAGCCUUGAACUCUGGGGCUCAAACGAUCCUCUUGCCUCAGCUUCCUGAGUAGCUGGGACCACAGGUUGUGCCACCACAACCGGCUAAUUUUUAAAAUCUCUUUUGUAGAGAUAAGGAUGUCUCCCCAUGUUGCUCAGGCUGGUCUUGAACUCCUGGGCUCGCAGGAUCCUCCCACCACAGCCUCCCAAAGUGCUGGGAUUACAGGUGUGAGCCACUGUACCCAGCCAAUAUUUAAAUUUUGGUUGGCUAAACAUUUAAAAAGAUAGGAAAGCAUAUUAUGAAAAUUCUCCCUCCACACAUAUUUCCCAUGCCUUCCCCCAUCCCCUGCGAUUAGUUUCUUGGUAAUUCUUCCUGAAGGUUUUGUUUUUUAAAAAAAAAUAUAUGCAAGAAAAUCCAAAUAUGUAUCUUCUGGGUUUUUGUUGUUCCUGUUUUUAUACAAAUGGCAACAUAGAAACACAAUGUUGCCUUUUUCACUUAACAUUACCCACUGAGGAUCUUUCCAUGUUACCACAGACAGCCUUUCCCUGUGCUUUCUUGUACUUACAUAGGAUUCCACAGUAUGGAUGUAUCAUAAAUUAUUCAACCUGUCGUGGACCGAUAGACAUUUUGAUUAUUUCUUGUGUUUUGCUAUUUUAAAUACUUUUGCAAUGAAUAACCUUUAACAUGUGCUAUUUGUGGUAGAGUUUAUCUAUAAGAUAAAAUCCUAGAAGUGGAAUUGCUAAAUCAAAGCAUUUAUAAUUUAGUAAAUAUUGCCAGAAUACCUUCUCUGGGGAUUAUACCAAUUUACACUCCCAUUGUCAGUGGUGUUUUUUUCUCAUAGUCAUGUCAAUACACUGUGUUAUUAAACUUUUGGGUCUUUUGACAUUCUGGAAAGUGAAAAUUUGUAUCUCAGUGUAAUUUUUUUGUUUAUUGUUCAAGUUAUUUUUUUGUUUUUUGUUUGUUUGUUUUGAGACAGGGUCUCACUCUGUCUCCCAGGCUGGAGUGCAGUGCAGUGAUUGUGGCUCACUGCAGCCUCAACCUCCCAGGCUUAAAGGAUCACCAUGCCUGGCUUUUUUUUUUUUUUUUUUUUUGUAGAGACAGGGCCUUCUCAAGCUGGUCUCUAACUCCUGGCCUCAAGUGAUCCUCCCACCUGGCCCUGGCCCGCUAACUGCUAGGAUUACAGGCAUGAGCCAUCUAGCCCAGCCUGUUUAUUGUCCAAUUGUUUAUUGCUUUGUAAGUCUUGGAUUUCUAGCUCCAGCAAAGAACAGGGUUUGGUUUGGUUUGGUUUCUCUUCCCCUAGCAUUUACAUAUUUUUUAAAGGUGUAAUUUACAUACAACAAACACCCUUUUAAAAUGUAUUAUUUGGCUGGCUUGCGCCUCUAAUCCCAGCACUUUGGGAGGCCGAGGCAGGUGGAUCACCUGAGGUCAGGAGUUUGAGACCAGCCUGACCGAUAUGGUGAAACCCCAUCUCUACUAAAAAUACAAAAUUUAGCCAGGCAUGGUGGUACACGGCUGUAGUCCCAGCUACUCGGGAGGCUGAGACAGGAGAAUUGCUUGAACCCAGGAGGUGGAAGUUGCAGUGAGUUGAGAUCAUGCCACUGCACUUUAGCCUGGGCAACAGAGUGAGACUCCAUCUCAAAAUUAAAUAAAUAAAGAUAAAAUAAAAAGUGUCAUCUGAGGUGCUUUGACAAAUGUGAACACCUGAGUAACCACCACCCCCUACAAUCAAAUACAAAACAUUCCCAUCCACUCACAAAGUUCUCCACGUCACUUCCCGUCAGUGCUUGCCACCUCCAGCUUUGAGCAGCCACUGACCUUUCCAUAACCGCUGAUCACAUUUCACUUUUCUAGCAUUUCAUAUGAAUGAAAUGAGUGCACAGUACUCUUCUGUGUCUAGCUUUUUCCCCCUCACUGUAAUGGUUUUGAGAGUAAUACAUGUUAUUCUGUGUAUCUGUAGUUUGUUGUAUUGCCAACACAUUCCAUUGUCUAGAUAGAGGCACAAUGUAUUCAUUCAUCCAUUGAUGAACAUUUGAGUAGUUUUCAGGUUUGGUUAUUAAAUAAAGCUCCUCCAGACAUCUGUG
Molecule: messenger RNA, 6585 nt
Organism: Homo sapiens (human)
Lineage: Eukaryota; Metazoa; Chordata; Mammalia; Primates; Hominidae
Gene: STOML1
Product: stomatin like 1
Exons: 6
Coding region: 846-1574 (242 amino acids)
Cellular component (GO): plasma membrane; late endosome membrane; cytoplasmic vesicle
Source: RefSeq, marked validated